This is a messenger RNA of Fomitiporia mediterranea MF3/22, 1899 nucleotides long. RefSeq lists its product as uncharacterized. The coding region runs from base 1 to 1899 and encodes 632 amino acids. The record is from RefSeq and is a predicted model, not a curated record. NCBI's taxonomy places the organism in Eukaryota, Fungi, Basidiomycota, Agaricomycetes, Hymenochaetales, Hymenochaetaceae. The transcript is spliced from 3 exons.
AUGACUAUCUCCAUCGACGCAUCUAAGCACCUCGUUAAGGCAGUCACUGUAUUCAGCUCUUGCAAAGCGGAGGUCGUCCGCACCUUCACCGUAGACCUUGAAGGAGGACAAAACGAGCUCUCCAUCACGAGUCUCUCGUCUUGCAUAGAUACCGACUCUGCACGCAUCACCGGACUCGGAGACGCGAUGCUUUCUGAUGUAAUAUGCACUAUCAUCGAUGCGCGUGAUAUACCUCCGAGCUCGGACGGUGACGUGCUGGAGGCCCUUGAACGUCGUCGCGAAAUGCUAGAGGGCGAGAAGAAACUGUGCAGCAAAGCGUCAGAUAUGCUAGCGCAAUACGGGCGCUCUAUGGCAGCCGAGUACACCACUCCGGAUACUGUAACUUUGUUCGCAGAUAGCCUCGUUCAGCGCGGCGCAAAGUCGCUUGAAGAAGCUAAGGCAUUAGACGAGCAGAUCGCAGACUUAGACAAAGAGCUUGAGAAAGAAAGGCGAAGGUUGCAGAAGGAACGGCAGAAACCUGCAGCUCGUGGUCGCGUCACGGCCGUCAUCGUGGCUAAGCGCGCUCGCAAAAUUGAAGUAACAUUUACCUAUGUUGUGAGCAAUGCAUCGUGGUCCCCGUCCUAUGACUUGCGCGCUAUCACGGAGGAUGGCAAGCAUUCCCAUACUGUCUCUCUACACUAUUGCGCGUCCAUCCAGCAGAAUACUGGCGAGGACUGGCGCGACACAGCAAUCUCCGUCAGCACUGCAAUUCCGGGAACGUGGUCAUCCAUUCCCUCUAGGCGGGUCAUGAAGAUCAGCCCAGGACAAAGCACGCUAGCUGUCAGCAAGAACGUGGAUGCAAGGAAAGCAAAAGUACUUUGCCAACAUAAUGUGCGGACAGCCCUUCCCUCUCGUCUCGAUACUGUUCCCUUUCGCUGGUGGCGUGCGGCUGCAGCGGCUUAUGGACAUGAAGUUGAUAGCAUUCUUCCGCUGGCGUCCAGUGGUUAUGAUUGGCAAUCUGUUGGGCCUCAAUUUUAUGAAGCUAUUCUAGAAUCAGAAGCUGCCGUUGCAAGUGACCACAACGAUGCUACUUGGGCUGAAACAAAGACGAUCGUGACUGAAAGUUCUGUGGUUAGCUCUUUCCGGAUUGACGGAAACUGCACAGUCUCUAGCGCACUGACGGCACACAGAGUCGCUAUUGCUCUUUUGUCCUUUGAUGUGAAGGUGAACUAUAUCUCGGUUCCGCGAUCGACACCCAUGUCGUUCCUACAGUGCGAAGUCAAGAACACCAGCCAGUAUCGCUUGCUUCCAGGCUCUGUGAAUGUAUUCUUGGACAAUAGUCCAGUAUCAAAGACCACUAUAAAUAUUCGUACUGCUCUCUUUACAUUUACUAUACCGUUUCUAAUACGCAUAUAUACACAAAUAAAGGACAUCAACCCAGAUGAAAUUUUCAUGUGUACGCUCGGACCAGAUCCUGCUUUGCGUAUUAAGUGUACUCGUAUGCCACCGAUUGUUACCACUUCUGGUUCUUUGUACGUUGCACAGACGAAAAUUACGACGUACAAAAUUUGUACUAUCAUCCAGAACGGACAUAGCUUCCCUGUAACGAGAUUGGUGGUUCAUGACGCCGCCCCUAGUACUGGAGAGACGACGGACAACAAGGAAAUUAAAGUUGUAGUUAAACUCCCCGAAGGCCUGGCCGAGGCUGCGCCUGAUGCGGUUGUUGACGUUCCAAACGCGUCCGUACCUGGAAAGUCUUCAGUAAAGGUGCAUUGGGAGCGGAAGAGCGGUGUGAAGGAGGCAAAUUAUGUCUGGUUGGUGGACUUAGGUCCUGGAGAAGAAGUCAAUCUGGAAGCUGAGUACAAGGUACGCGCGCCCGAGGACUAUGUGUGGCACAUGCUCGAGGAACACUUCAGUUGA